AUGAGUAAAUGGACGAAAGAUUGUCCCGAACUAAGAAAGAGUACUUUCCUAGUAAAUGCUGUACUAAAACCGCCAGUUAUCGUAGAUGCCAGUGAGAGUGGAAUAACCUAUUGCAAGUGUAUAGAAAGGGGAUGUGAAAACAAUGCCCCCGUAGCAUGCCAUCACGGACAAUGUGAUGACGUAACUGGUGAAUGCGUCUGCUCUUACUGUUGGAAAGGACCUCAGUGCGAUCAGCCAGAAAACGCAUAUCUGCCUAUAUUUAUGCAGGAUUAUACCGAGGUUGAAGUGGCUACACAUAGCAAAGUGGUUGCCGUUGCCAUGGCGAGGGAUUUGGACGCGCUGAAAUGCCCGGAUAAGGACGAAUGCGCAUGCUCCAAAAUUCAUUAUUUUAUAGAAUCUGGAAACGACCAAUCCCUGUUCUUGGUGAAUCCUACGUCGGGUGAAAUAAUUUCAACCAUUAUGGUGUCAGUGAUUCCGAUUGGGGGUAUAAAAAGUCGCGAACGAAGGAGUGUGGGCCUCCCAGAAGAAGCUACAUUCACACUGGAGAAAUACGGAGAUUUCGCCGGUACGUCUGAAGUUAAAGUGGGUUCCAACGUUGAAAUGGGUCUUACAAUAUGGAUGCCAGCUACCACGAUGAAUAUCAGCAUUGUAAUCACCACUGACGUGUCAACAACGGCCUAUAUGACGCUGUGCUCCCCAAAUAUCUCGCAUACUGGUUCUAAUAUUGCAGGAAUUGAUGAUGAUUUAAUAAGCUACCACCUUCAGGCAGAUGCUGGGGACUAUAGGUACAAUCGUUUAGAAUUGAACAUCGGAGAAAUUGAAAACCAGGCACUUGAUCUUAUAAACCAAGAGGCCAGUGAAAUACGAAUAGGGUUUUCAGUCAUUAUGCAGGAUGUCGUGGACGUGGUUGACGGAGAUAUUGUUAAAGUGUAUGCCACGGUAGAAUACAACGACCAAGUGUGGAACGGCAACACACAGUUCACGUUUGUAGCAGAAAACUGGCUAAGCCAAGAUCCCGUCUUGACCGUAGAUGGCGCUACAGAGAUAAACAUGCUCUCCUCAGGGGUGUUUAACUUCAGCUUGGAAUUAAUGGACCCAUCGAAUGAUAUUCAAAUUAAAGUGGUGACGCCAUUCGAUGUAACGUCGGCUUUUUCUGUCUGUACAGUUUUUGUUCGAGACAAAGGAUCCAGUUUUACUUGUUUACCGGACGAGUUGCCGCAACUUAUGCUCUCGAAGGAAGAUGGUGCCGACACAAACGCCAUGGCAACCUUAGAUUUUGGACGCAUAGUAAACACAGGGUCUCGUAUCGAUGGCACGACAUCAGAAGACAAUGUCAUCACAGGUGAAUUCGUUGUAUUAUUAACGAAUAACACAGAAAUCAUAGAAGAAGAAAAAUAUUGGUUGGGAAUUUCUUUACUCGUCGAUGACGCAGAAAUAUACUCAUCGCAGUUGGCAGUCACGGCCAAACCUUUGGCGCCUCCGGGAAUGACGGAAGACCCUGUUAUUGUGUUCUACGCCAUAGAUUACAAUGAUGUACUGAUUGGUGGGUCAGUAGGAUUCGUCAUAAAUAUAACACUGGAAGAAAGGAUAACAACAGCAUUGGUAGUAGACAUGUCUAUGCCGUAUAAUAAGAACGCCGCUGUCUUCUCUAUAUGCAGUGCUAAAGUUGUCCACGUUGGUUUCAAUAUGCCGUGCGUUGGCGAGGCUAUACUGGAUUACUAUCGCGAGGAUGGGAUUCAUACUGACUACGUCCAGUUCAACUUUGGUCACAUCACUAAUACCGGACAACGUCACACUGAUGACGACAACACUAUAAUGAUCCACGUGACCGCUCAACUGAUGGACGAGCACCCGGAUGUAACAUUGAACAGUACGUUCCUAGUCACAUCCGGGGUCCGUUAUGAAAUGGCUGAUAAUGACGUUCUUUGGGUGGCACAGAUUCCGGUACUUGUGACAGAUCAGGCGCAUGUUUAUUCUCCUGACAAGAUGCCGUCGUUCGAAGUCAGGAAUCGCGCCAAUGACGACUACAUCUACAUGAACUCGGCUGCCUCAUUUGACUUCGAAAUGUUCAUUCCACCUGGAACGACUUUCAAAAAUAUACAUGCAAAAAUAUCGACCACUGUACUGUCUGGGAAGGCCGUGAUGGGCAUAUGCCGGGUUGAUAGGGUAUUUCUUGGAGAUAAUUUUGCGUGCUCUGAGCUUAAUGACUUCUCCAUCAUGUACGCGUCGUCAGAAAAUGAUGAUAUCAUCGACCUGGUUACCGUUUCCAUAGAAACCUUUAGCAACCCAGAGUACGAUGGUGAUACAACCACAGGGGAUAACAUAGUUAGAUUCGAGGUCCAUGUAGUUAUGGAAGAACACGUUAAAAUAGAAGAUGGUAUGCCACUAUGGAUUGAGUUCAGUGUGGAUAUAAAUGGGAAUGCAUUCUGGUCCAAUCAAGUCUCUCUUAUAGCGAAUUUUAGCUUACCCGAUUUCGAUUCAGUCGAGUCCAAACCUCAGUACGAUUUUUACCGAGAACCUGGUCGCACUCGAUCAUUGAAGGUAGGCGAGGCGGCUCUCUAUUAUGUUGCAAUUGGUACACCUGAACAGUCAGUUUCCAGUUACGAACUAGACGUCAUGGUACCAAAUAAUACGUUGUCUGUUUGUCAAGCUCGUCUGGUGGAGGCUGGAAAGAACCUUCCUUGUUUAGAUAUCACUAAACGUGCCAUCUACCUAGCUGAUGAGAGCGACCCUUCACAGAUUGACGAAGCUGUAUUUGAUCUUGGACCAAUUCGAAAUACAGGUAGCACAGUAGCCUCUAAUGCCAGUGAUAGCAUCAUACUAACCCAGGUUAUUGUUCAGUUGCGUCAAGCUGCCAUUCCUUCUGAUGACGCUCUGCUACCCGCAGAUCAACACUUCUCGGUUGGGGUGUCAACUAGUAGCCAGAGUUAUUGGACGUCUGAAGAUUAUAUUACAGUCGAUGUAGACCCAGUAUCACAUAACUUUGAUGUGCUCCCGGACCUCAUAUUAGCAAAGUUGACAGAGGAAUCCAGAGUCACUGCGGGAGGCGCCGCUGUGUUCUACGUCGACAUUUACGUACCACCUGGUACAACUGGUGAAUAUACAAUUGAGUUUCAUGGUGACGUUGACGACCCUCAUAGUACGCAGAUAUGUGAUGUCCAGGUGGUGUCAGCAGGUUGGAACUUGCCCUGCGUGAAUGGAAGUCAUGUACAAACUCGUUUUGUCUCCUCCUUCGACGAUGGUCAUUUCGACGUUGCUGGUAUUGAACCGUUUUCAAUUACAAAUGUUGCAGUAGGUGGCUCACUAUUGGACGACGAUAAUAAGCUGAGAGUUCAAGUGGUAGUUCAGAUAACAAUAGACUUGGAACUUCAUGAUGUGAAUGAUACAACCACAGACGACAAAGAACUAUCGGUUGGAGCUAGUGUAUCUCUAAACAGUGACACUAACACAUGGUUGUUACAAACACCGUUCACUGUAUCCCAACAUCUUAUAGCAGAUGAGACCAGUGCAGAACCUCUCUUUACGCUGACACCACCAUACGAUGGCAACAUCACCAUGUCUGUAGGUUCAGAAGAAACAUUCCUGGUGAACAUCAGUAUGCCACCAAUGUCGACUGGCAUGGUUAUGAACAUCAGUCUGCCAUACGUCAAUGAUGAGGCUCGAUUGACAAUCACACGUACAUCACUAGUUCACAUCGGUAAAAAUUUCGCUUGCAGUCAGUUUUGGGAAUGGGAGCCUGUCUAUACGUCAGACACUGGUACAACUCAGAACACUACAGCAAGCUAUGAUUUUGGUGUAAUUUUCAAUCACGGCAUUUCCCAUUAUUACCAAUUCAAAGAAUACAACCAAGAGGAUGACGAGCUUCACGUUGAAUUAACCGUACAACUGACAGAUCACAUCGACAAUGUCAACCAAUCUAUUGUUCCGAUUGAAGUGACAUUCAGUUACAGUCUCGGACGAUACGUGACCCUUCAUCGUGAUAUUCAGGUCGUCGUGUUUGGCGACGAACGCCCAGAUCUAACAUUCAACAUCACGCUGGAUUCAACUGAACCGGAGGAAUUACAACAAGGGGAUACAAUUGACGGUACAGUACACUUGAUGCACUCAUCUAUCUCAUCAGCGCAUGCGCAUAGUGUCCGGGUGAAUUUAAUGAUUCCUAAUUUUUUAACAUUUGACGAUAUAUUGGUACUAGAAGGACAUUCACCAAUCAUAACCACGGGAACGUAUGGUGUUCAAUUCCACAUUGAACAAAUGUUCUUCACGGAUAUCAUAUGCUUCCGAUUCAAUCUGACUAUCGAUCCAUUGCGUACAAUAGAGAUUGGUUCUGAUCUCAUCAAGGCCACCAUACCCGCGGACGUGAUUUAUUACCAACGGGAUAACAUAAACGAAAGUGGUACUGUCGUAUUGGGAGAUAAUUACCAUUCCCACAUCGAAGUGCUCGAUAUCAGUUUUAUCGUAGCUGAGUGUAUUGAAGCCAUUGAUACAUCUAUAUUCGAUCCAUGUCAGUUUACUGCCAGUUCAUUCUCUGUCUCCCACUUACCUUCGGAGUCUGCCAUCAACAGUGGGCUUGGUUGGGGGCCAGCUGUCCGGGAUAUGGCUCCCUACAAAGGAAAUGAAUACAUACAAUUGUCCUUUGGGGACAAAUAUCGCAUUACCGGGGUAACCAUCCAAUACGGCGCUGAAGAUGCGUACUAUGUAACGAAGCAUAUACUGAAACAUAGCAAUGAAGGCGUGGUAUGGACAGAUUACCAAGAAAAUGGUGUGGUGUUGGAAUUCGUUAAUAUAUACAAUGAUUCAUCCGAUGUACCUUUUGUUGAGCAUAUUUUGAAUGACCCAAUCGAGUGUCGGUAUAUCAGGAUAUCACCAACCGAGUACAUGCCGAUGGAAAAUCAUAUUUAUGAAUAUCCGCUUAUGAGAUUUCAAUUACACGGAUGCCGUAAAACCAAUGACGACACAUAUAUGGACGUAUGUCAGACUACAAAACCACUACCAGAUCUUGAUCAAUAUGAACGUGGUUUCAUUGUGGAUCCGGUAGAUGGCGCUGUGUUUGUCUGCAUAUUAGAAUAUAUAGAUGGACCAAUUAGAUGUUCUUGUUCACGUGACAGAGGCGACACAUGGCAUGAUAUUGACAAUAACGUUGCCAACGUGAUAGCCACAAUACCAUCCACCCGUGAAUUGUACGGUAUUGCACAGAACAAGAGAGCUGUGAUGAGAAGCGAUGACCUAGGAUUAACCUGGAAUACGGUCGUAUUUGAUAAUUACCUAGAAUAUGAAACAGAUGCCUUUAUAGAAGUUGUAAAGGCUCGUAGUGUACCAUUUGAUUUCAUCGAGGAUGAACCUCAUCCGUCUAGUGUAUUGGAAGAUGUAUCAGGCGAUGAAUAUUAUCAAUGGGGAGCUGCCAAGCGGGGUAUUUUUAAGAGACUGGGUCAAGUAGACACACAGGCCGCUGUCAACGACACUUCUUCGUUGACUUUUGGCUCUUGGAUAUUAGUUGAUUGGAGGAGUACAAUUGUUUCUAUGGUUACUGUAACAGCAAAGACGAAUGCGUCUGCAAUGCAUGCUGGGACAGGUACUAAUUGUACUCAACCAGCUGCUGUUAUUAAAACAGAGUUCAUAGAAUCGUUAUACGAAGUAGAAAUUAUGCAGAAUCAUUAUCAUUCUACACCAUUCCUGGUUGCUGACGUCACGAACUACGAACCUGCAGACAACUGUAAACAAGAUGUGAAGAUCCUGAUAACAGACGAGACAUUUGGAAGUCUGUUCGAUCUAGAUUCAACAUCUGGCGCGAUCAGCGUUAAAGAUGGUUCUCUGUUGAACGCUGGUCAAGUUUACUUAUCUCAGGUAAUCGCUGUCUAUGACGACGAAGAAUUGGGGUUACGACAUGUUCUUGAUACAUCCGAUGUUAAAGUGAGUGUCGUGGCCGUAGAAGAUAGCGAUUCUCACCUUAACUAUAAGCGAAGCAAAAGAGUUGUUGAACAAAUUGUGUUUGCAGAAAACGUAUCCCUUGCGUUAGAAAGGAUUGGGGAGGUGCCUGGAGAGAUAGCUGAUUUGAAUAUCGGCACAGCGGUGUCUCUGCGUCUUACUAUUACGCUUCCAUUGCAAGAAACCGAUAUAAGUGUAGAACUUUACACAACAGAUGGAAACAUAACUGCUGUUGUGAUUUGUACACCGCACAUCGCGUUCGUGGGUAGCAAUGUUAUCAUAAAAGGCGACGAACAACCGGUUAUAGACUCCAGUACCGGGAACCCGUUACAGCCUGAUACAGCUACCUUUCAUCUUGAAAGAGUCACCAACACCGGAAUUGAUACAGUCAAUAUUAACUCAAGCCAAAUCAUAAUUGAGUUUACGGCAUUAUUGGUGGACGAUGCUAAUGUGGAAGAAGGGGGCACUUAUCGGAUCAGCGCAGGAGCUGUUUAUCACAAUGAAACUAGUAUAUGGGUUGGACAGGUUAUUUUCACUACACACAUGUCAACUAUUUGGUUGCCAUAUGAAGAUGUUUCGUUUACCUUGGAUAUAUUCGAUGACACCUAUUCUGCUGUAUCUCUCGGUGGCUUUGUGAAGUAUACAUACACCAUCCAAGUACCUGUCGGCACGUCAAUUCCCUGUAACGUCUCGUUCUCUUCAAAUCCCGAUCUUGAUGCAGGUGACGUGUCUGUGUGUGUGGUAUAUGUGGCAUCAGUCGGCAGCAAUUUACCAUGCGUUGAUGUUGCCAAGCAACCAGAUAUCGAGGAAGAAGGACCGAAUGGUAUGAUAAACAAAGUAGUGAUGGAUAUGGGUUAUAUCUAUAAUGUUGGGAUUAGAAAUGAAUCAUACAAUAUGUCACAGAAUACGGCCGUUUUCAUUCUAUAUAGUGUUGAGUCGACGACGUACACACGCCCAGGUGACAGAAUGAACUUCCUGAUAAACAUAACGUUGCCGGAAGGCGUGGCUUCACUAUUCGUUAAAGUAUUUCUACCAUUCAACGAUACAGCAAACUUGGCGAUCACAAAUUUCCAGAUAAUUCAUGUCGGAGAUAAUAUCGGUUGUUUUGAUUCUAUGUUGGAACCUCGUUUUAUAUCAACGGAUAAUAGUUCUCAGUAUGAUCAAGCCUCGAUGGACUUCGGGAUUAUAGUUAAUACAGGGCAUACACGCAGUAAAGGUGUAUGGAAAGAAGAUGACGAUAUGAUCAUUAUAGACUUUGAAGUUCUGCUAACGGAUGCUGUUGAGAACGAGGUUGGAUCGGCUCAUUGGGUUAGCUGUGGCGCCAGUUACGCUAAUCAGCUUUGGAUUGGCCAACAAGAGAUUGUCGUGUCGCGCGACAACUCAGAACGACCAUAUUUAGAUUUUAAUGUAACAUCACAAGAUGGAGUAUAUAAUCUCAAUCAAGGGGAUACUGUCUCUUAUAAUAUCAGCCUUUUUCACACACUGGAAUCAACUGCAGAAGCAUAUAACGUCACAGUUUCUGUAUUUCUACCACCUUAUAUUUCCUACCACCAAGGGAUAUGGUAUGACGGCAUUGAAUCACUGAUAAUCACAUACCAACCUAAUGGCUUACAGUUGAAGUUGGCAAGACUAUUUUUCACUGACACUGUACAUUUUGGAUUUGUCGUCAUACUGGAUCCAGACAAUAUGCUUGACACACUCGGUGAGUACAUUGCCACCACUCCAGUAGAGCAGUUAUAUUAUAUGAAGCACAGAGUUGGGAACGUCAAUACAGCUGGCUCGGUAUUUUAUGAUCCUGGCUUGAAGAGUGUUACCUACGCUUUCAAUGUCACAGGGCAUCACAAUGUAUCAGAUAAUAACACAUGUAAAAUGGCGCUGGGGAUGGAAGAUGGAUCCAUUCUUGACUGUCAAAUAACAGCAUCCUUUGCACCUGAUGAAUAUGCACCAGCACACUAUGCCAGACUGAACAAUGCAGAUGGAGCAUGGAAAUCACAAGCACGGGAUGGAGAUCAAUAUCGUUACCUGAAAAUUGAUCUGGAAGACAUCUUUCAAAUCACAGAAAUUGCUACCCAAGGAGGAUCUGGCAUUGGUUUCAAUAAUGAAUUUUACUCAGGUGAAAUAUCAAGUUUUAAACUGUUUUACAGUACAGACGAUAAUUUAUACACCUCUGCCAAACCACUGGAUGGAUUAUCCUCGAUAUUUUAUCACGACUAUGGUACAAGUGUUGAUUCCAUCACAUAUAAUAAACUACUGGAGCCGAUAACGGCCAGAUAUGUCGUGGUAUCCAUAAUCAGUUUUGAAUCUACAUCGAGCACCUUACAGGCAUAUACCUCACUCCGUAUUGAACUAUAUGGUUGUCCUGAUAAUACAUCACAAUAUUUUGUAUGUACUGAAUAUUGUAGAUUCAGUGAUGAUGGGGAGUGUGAUGAUGGGGGCGAUGGACACAUCACCUCUAUAUGCAACUUCGGCACCGACUGUACAGACUUGUGGACUAAGAAUGCUAACAGCAACGACGGAGAGUGCGAUGAUGGAGGCCAGGACUACGUAACCAGUUUGUGCGAUCAUGGCACAGAUUGCCUAGACUGUGGAUCAAGAAAACCAACCGACACCAGCUGUGAGGAUUCAAUAGUAACAACCAGUCCAGAAGAGUAUGAUAGAGGGUUUGUUCUGGAUGUAGAUAACCGUACCCUGUAUGUGUGUGAUAUUUCACGAUAUUAUCAAUUCGGGGACUUGUUACAAGGCACUGAAGACACAUAUAGAAAAAUAAUCAGAGCAAAGCAAUGGGAAUGUUAUUCUAGUAUUGAUGGGUCAUCAUGGAAAAAGUUGAAUGGGAUGGUUCGAAAUAUACUAGGCUACCAUAGAGAAACCCACUGCAUAUAUGGGCUUUCCAAUGAGAAUGCUGAUAGAAUGCACUAUAUAUCUAGUGAAGAUGGCGGAGAAACAUGGAGCCAGAUAUCCUCCUAUGAAUGGGAGAUUAUACAGACGGAUUAUUCUAACUUUGUGUCAGCAAUAGAGGUGCCAUACAUCUCCACGAGUGGUUUUAAUAUAGUUGAUUCUGACAUAAUCCCUGAUUUAUUCGUAUUAGAUCGAUGGGGAGCCUCAUUUAGUGGCAUGCAUUUCAAUGAAAGCAACACUUGGAUGCAAAUACUCGAGUGGAACAGUUUAAGCUGCGCCUAA
This is a messenger RNA of Saccoglossus kowalevskii, 9099 nucleotides long. RefSeq lists its product as uncharacterized. The record is from RefSeq and is a predicted model, not a curated record. Gene Ontology annotation, cellular component: plasma membrane. Gene Ontology annotation, molecular function: signaling receptor activity; calcium ion binding. Lineage: Eukaryota; Metazoa; Hemichordata; Enteropneusta; Harrimaniidae.